GUUGUUAUGCCUGAGAUGGCAAACCGUACCAAUAUAUCCUCCAAAUACCGGAUUCGAGGGCAUUAUCACUUUUAUACAACAUAUUCAAAUAACGAUUGACAUAUUUUCAUAAACGUUAUUUGGAUUAAUAUCUUCCUUAUACAUCCCUAUACAUCUAGGGUUGCAACCCAAGCCGGCUGGUCGUUUGUUCUAUCAGUUCAGUUGCCAGAGACGGGACCCACUCUUUUUGUUCUGCAUCUAUGGACGUGACCCAGUCGGCCAUAUUGGCUGGCAACGUUCUUAUCCCUUGCUAUCAAAUAAAUGUAACAAUCCAAGUUUUGUCCUAACCACACCAUAUUCCUGCAGAGUUAGACAGCGGGCUGCCAUUAGACCACGCAAGACUUCUUAACACAUAAUCUACCAGUGUUUACACAGCAGGAAUAUGGUACAUUUUGGACAAAAGUUGGAUUCAGAUGUUUUAUUAUUUAAAUUUUUUUAAUUGAAAAUUGUACACCCUUUUCUCCCCAAGUCCGUGGUAUUCAAUUGUUUGUAAUUACUAUCUUGUAUCAUCGCUACAUCUCCUGUACUGGCUCGGGAGAGGUGAAGGUCGAAAGCCAUGCGUCCUCCGAAACACAACCGCACUUUUUCUUAACGCAGCGCGCAUCCAACCCGGAAGCCAGCUGCACCAAUGUGUCUGAGGAAACCAAAGCUAUGCUCUGCCUAUGUCUUUGAACAGAAAGCUGAAAUACAUCAGUUUGGCCAUCCUUGUUGUCCAGAAUGCCUCUCUCAUCCUCAGCAUUCGCUAUGUCCGUACGCUGCCCGGUGACCGUUUCUUCACCACCUCUGCAGUGGUUAUGGCAGAGGUGCUCAAAGUACUUACCUGCCUUCUCAUCAUUUUAUUCCAGAGAAAAGGAAACCUAAAGGAGUUUAUUGUAUUGCAGUACAACUCCAUUGUCAUCCAAUACAAGGACACGCUUAAACUGGCUGUCCCAGCCCUCAUCUAUACCUUGCAGAACAACCUCCAGUAUGUGGCUAUCUCCAAUUUACCAGCAGCUACUUUCCAGGUGACCUACCAGCUGAAAAUUCUGACUACAGCUCUUUUCUCUGUGUUGAUGCUGCGGAAGAGCCUAUCACGGAUUCAGUGGCUAUCCCUGCUCCUGCUGUUCGCUGGGGUUGCUAUCGUACAGCUGGAGCAGGAAGGAAAACAGAAGGAGACUACCGUCACUGGACCGAGCCAGAACUAUGCCAAAGGACUGGUGGCAGUGAUAGUGUCCUGCCUCUCCUCUGGCUUUGCUGGAGUGUACUUUGAGAAAAUCCUUAAGGGCAGCUCAGCCUCUGUGUGGAUGAGGAACAUCCAGCUGGGCAUAUUUGGCACUCUACUAGGCCUGUUGGGCAUGUGGUGGAACGAUGGCCUUGCCAUUGCAGAGAAGGGCUUCCUGUUUGGGUACACACCCAUGGUGUGGGGUGUCAUCUUUAACCAGGCUUUUGGGGGUUUACUGGUGGCGGUGGUAGUGAAGUACGCAGACAACAUCCUGAAGGGGUUCGCCACUUCCUUUUCCAUCAUCGUCUCCACUGUCGUCUCGGUCUACCUCUUUGGGUUCCACGUGGACCUCCUCUUCACUCUGGGUGCUGGUCUGGUCAUUGGAGCCGUCUAUAUGUAUAGUCUGCCCAAAGCAGCUGCUCCCUCCCCGUCUACUGCUACCCUCUCCUCUUCCAGCCACAGUCUGGCCGACGGCGUUGGAGACUCGGAGACGGAAGCUUUCCUCCCAAAGUCCUCUGAAAAGGAAAAAGGAUGCUAAGAAAGUGCUUCACAUCUGAAGGCAUCUGAAGGCAUACCAUGCCUGCAUCUCAUGUCAAAGUGAUGUUGAAAGGAAAAUUAUUACAAAUGCCUUCUAUUAAUUUAAUUGAAAUUCCUAUACUAGCAGAUCUGUUGGAGAUGUUUGCCUCGGUUGCGAAUGGGUAUUGUAUGAAGAGAAUUACAUUAUCUUUUAAUCAUGCUUAGUUUACAUGUAACAGAUCAGGAGUAGAAACUUCCUUUGUAGAAAAUAUUUCCUUACACUGUUGUCUUACUAUUUAUCUAUAUAACAUUAACAUGAGUUCUUGUUAAAAAAAAUAGUUUUCUGCUCCGUAUCUACCCAUUUAUAACAAGUAUUAUUUAAUCCCCAUAAGAUUAGAAUAGAGUUUAAUAGUGUUUAACUAUUAGUUGUAUUAUGUGUGUGAUGCAUUGAAACACUAAUAUCAGCCUUUAAUGUAAAUCAAUCACGGCCUAUAUUUAACUUUUUUAUUUUUUUUUAUUUUAUGUGUUUGUUCAACACCCAGCUAAGCAAAACUGAAAAUGUGUUGAAAGUAAGGGCAGCAGGUAGCCUAGUCGUUUAGAGGCCAGUCGUUUAGAGGCCAGUAACCGGAAGGUCGCUGGUUCGAAUCUGUAGCAGAUUAGGGGGGUAAAUCUGUCGAUGUGCCCUUGAGCAAGGCACUUAGCUCUAAUUACUCCUGUUAGUUGCUCUGGAUAAGAGCAUCUGCUAAAUAAAUGUAUAUGUGUUGACUUGUA
This is a messenger RNA of Oncorhynchus tshawytscha (Chinook salmon), 2527 nucleotides long. RefSeq names its product solute carrier family 35 member 2 (gene slc35a2). Lineage: Eukaryota; Metazoa; Chordata; Actinopteri; Salmoniformes; Salmonidae. The transcript has 5 exons. Gene Ontology annotation, molecular function: UDP-galactose transmembrane transporter activity. Gene Ontology annotation, biological process: pyrimidine nucleotide-sugar transmembrane transport. The coding region runs from base 702 to 1778 and encodes 358 amino acids. The record is from RefSeq and is a predicted model, not a curated record. Gene Ontology annotation, cellular component: Golgi membrane.